AACAUGCUUGGUUGAAGCACACACUUUCAUAUACUCAUAUCACACACAUAAGUCAAUUUAAAGCUUCCUCAAAGACAUAGCAAGGAAACACCUCUCUAUCUCUAAACAUGUUUUCCUUUUCUGAUCAUGAGAUGGUUUUGAUCUUUGGUCUUCUAGGUAACAUCGUCUCAUUCAUGGUGUUCCUAGCACCAUUGCCAACAUUCUAUUCGAUUUACAAGAAAAAAUCUUCUGAAGGGUAUCAAUCUAUUCCAUAUGUAGUUGCACUUCUUAGUGCAUUGUUAUUGCUAUAUUAUGGCUUCCUUAAGACCAAUGCCAUUUUGAUUAUCACAAUCAAUUGUAUUGGAUGUGUUAUAGAAGUUGCAUACUUAAUCAUGUACAUCAUAUAUGCUCCCAAGAAGCUUAAGAUAUCCACUUUGGUUUUUAUACUUGUUGCUGACCUAGGAGGAUUUGGCUUGACCAUGAUAAUCACCUUCUUUGUGGUGAAGUCCUCCUUUCGUGUUCAUGCUGUUGGGUUGAUUUGUGCCAUUUUUAACAUUGCAGUCUUUGCUGCUCCUUUAAGCAUAAUGAGGAAGGUGAUAAGAACAAGAAGUGUUGAGUACAUGCCAUUUUCUUUAUCAUUAUUUCUUACUCUCUGUGCCACCAUGUGGUUUUUCUAUGGUCUCUUUGACAAGGAUAACUACAUUAUGCUGCCAAAUGUGUUAGGAUUUCUAUUUGGUGUCUCUCAAAUGAUCUUAUACCUCAUAUACAAGAAUGCUAAGAAUAAAGUAGAAACUAAUUCAACUGAGGAGCAAGAACAUGGUUGUGAUGAUGGCAAUAAACAAGAUUUCCCUUCUGUAGUGGUGGUGGAAAUGAAAGAGAAUAUUGUUUAAUGUUACAUUGUAUGUUAUAAGCUAAAUAGGGUUAAUGAUGAAUAACAUGUCUCGAAUAUCUAGUUAUUAUGUUCUAUGUGCUACUAGGGACUAUAUUUCCACUUUGACUAUGUAAUAGACUAAUUAUUACUUCUAGUUCAAGUUACCAAUGAGUUUAUGGUGUUGUUUCUUCUAA
Messenger RNA from Medicago truncatula (barrel medic), 1044 nucleotides. RefSeq names its product bidirectional sugar transporter NEC1. Gene Ontology annotation, molecular function: sugar transmembrane transporter activity. The transcript has 6 exons. Bases 108 to 869 code for a protein of 253 amino acids. Gene Ontology annotation, biological process: carbohydrate transport. The record is from RefSeq and is a predicted model, not a curated record. Gene Ontology annotation, cellular component: membrane. NCBI's taxonomy places the organism in Eukaryota, Viridiplantae, Streptophyta, Magnoliopsida, Fabales, Fabaceae.